AUGGCCGACGAUCAAAAAGGGAAAGGGCCCCCUAGACCUAUAAAUAAGCUCAAUCCGCUACCAAAGAAAUCAUUAUUUGAGCGCCAGAAAGCCGAAGCCGAAGCCAAACGCGAACGCGAGGCCGCCGAAAAUGCCGCCGCGUUGGAAGAGUUCGUCAAAUCCUUCGAGGAUGAUACCGAAACUCGUCCCUCGGAUCUCCGAGCACACACGCAUGGUCCAGGGCGUGGUGGGUUUGGAGGAGGACCCAAGCGCCAUUUCACCAACUCUGGUCCGCGACGCAGUGGCCCGGGUACACUAGGUCCUCCCCCACCGUCAUUAGCUCGGAAGAAACCGCACGAAGGAUUCACACGUAAUAGAGACUCGGCACCGGGCGCAUUAGGACUCAACCAAGGAGCUACUGGUCUAUCUGGGCCCCGGGCUGCGUUUCGCAAUGCCUCGGAUGAUGAAGAAGAGCAGAGUUCAGACGCGAAAGAGGCUGAGCGAGCAGUUCCAAAGCCUGCGGUACAGCUCUCAUCGCUUCCUCCUGGGACUUCACUUUCAGUAGUCAAAUCAUUGAUUCCUUCUUCGUUGAUUGUUGACAACGUGAACAUGAUCCGACCAACGCCCCAGCACACAACGGAACGAGCAUCAAUGGCUGCCAUUGUCACGUUUGCAAGUGAUACACCGGCAUCCGCUAUUGAUAGUGCGGAACGAACUCGACCUGGACGACCGCUACCCUUGGCUUAUCAACAGGCAGCCCACUACCCUUUGGAGCAAAGAAAGUACAGCCAAACUAUGUUAUCACCAAACGAGCUCCGCCGUCAGGUCCUCAUCGUGGGGGGGAUUGCGCCUCCAAACCCCUCCGUUUCAAAUGCUAGCGGAGGCGACCCUGCGCUAGUGGAAGUCAAAAUACCCUCAGAUAUCAAGCAAUUGAGACUUAUCCACAUGACAAUCGAAAAGCUCAUAACCAAUGGGCCAGAGUUCGAAGCCUUGCUCAUGAGUCGGCCAGAAGUGAUAAUGGAUGAGAAAUGGGCUUGGCUUUUCAACCCACGGAGCCCUGGUGGUGUGUACUAUCGCUGGAAAUUCUUCGAGAUAGUCACCAAUCAUGAUCCUUUAGACAAGGAACCCGUUGCAAUCUUUGAAGAAGGUCCUCGCUGGAAGCCUCCCGCAAAUCACCUUAAAUUCGAGUGGGUUACCCGACUUGAAGAAUUUGUGUCGGAUGACGACUACGACUCAUCUGAUGAAGAAGACCUUAAUGAUGAAGCAGAGAAGCGGAAUCUUGGCGGCGGGCCUCCACCCGAAGGGGCGGGUGGACAAGAAGAUGACGUGAACUACAUGGGCCCAUUGAAGAAGGCUAAGCUCACGCAUCUGUUAGCUCGGCUACCAACAACGAAUACAAAGCUGCGAAAUGGUGACAUCGCUCGAGUCACAGCAUUUGCGAUGGACAAUGCUGCAGCAGGUGCUGAGGAGGUCGUUGAUAUGAUCAUCCAAAACAUCUUAACCCCCUUCGCCUACACCGAAGCCAACCCGAAUCAUAAAGCAGAAAUAGCUGCUAUCAAAUCAGAGAACGUUGACAGUGAGAAAGCUAAUACUACGGAAGCAAUCGAUGUAUCUCCCGCCAAGCUCGUUGCUGUCUACGCUAUGUCCGACAUCCUCGGGGCAUCCGCGGGCAGUGGCGUGCGACAUGCGUGGAGGUACCGGCAAAUGUUCGAAUCAGCUCUUCGUUCACGCAAGGUGUUUGAGCAUCUCGGAUCCCUUGAAAAAGAUCUCAAAUGGGGACGGCUCAGGGCCGAAAAAUGGAAGCGCAGCAUGAACGCCCUUUUCGACAUUUGGGAACUAUGGAGCGCUUUCCAGAUGCCGAACCAGCGUCACUUCAAGGAUGUCUUCGACCAGCCGGCGCUUCUGGAAGAAGAAGAAUCCAAAAUGGAACAAGACAAGGCUGAGGCUGAUCGGGCCGCAGCCGCCUUUUCCAAGAGCCGUUGGAAGGUUGUUGAAAAUGAGCCCGACAGCCGCAAUUUGGACUCGAGCAAGCCUAGUCAGAGUGAAUUUGUAGGCGGGGUUGACAAUAUGGAAGAUGAGAUCAUGAGCGACAUUGAUGGAGUGCCAAUGGUGGAUAGUGACUUGGAAGAUCCCGUUGUCGAGGGUGAUCCAAUGGAGGAAGACAGUCCCCAACAAGAAGUUACCAACACCAAAGAGCCAUCGCCAGCAAAGCUUGGGAACCCUGAAAAGGAGGAGACUACUAUUCGACGCCCUCGCCACCCGCGGCCCAAAGCCCAAGACAUGUUUGCCUCGGAUUCGGAGUGA
Molecule: messenger RNA, 2283 nt
Organism: Penicillium chermesinum
Lineage: Eukaryota; Fungi; Ascomycota; Eurotiomycetes; Eurotiales; Aspergillaceae
Product: SWAP/Surp domain-containing protein
Exons: 2
Coding region: 1-2283 (760 amino acids)
Biological process (GO): RNA processing
Cellular component (GO): nucleus
Molecular function (GO): RNA binding
Source: RefSeq, a predicted model, not a curated record